AUGACUCUGUGUCGAGUCAUGACUCCUGCACACGUUUUCGACACGACUGGAAAAAAUCUCCCAAUCCCACCCGCGGUUUCGGGAAAACGUCGACAAUCGUCGACACCCCAACCCAUGUCCACGCUCGGUGUGGACGCGUACGGGAGCGAUGACGGGGCGAGCGCGGAGGACGACGCGAGCGCGGAGGACGAGGAUGGAUUCGUGGGACCGACGCGACCGCCGGGGUGGGAGAUCGAGCGCAAAGGCGCGAGCGAUGGGGAGGAUGACGAGGCGUACUUGGCGUCGAUGCGAGACGAUGACGAUGACGAUGACGCGGGAGAGGACGAGGGGUGCCACGUCCCGGCGCGAUGGGUCGAUCGGGUGAGGAUACCGCCAGAGCCCGCGAGCGCGGCGGCGACGGAGACGCAGGCGAGAGUGAAUGAGAUUUUUCUCGAAGCGCUUCGAAGAGGGUUGACGCCGAGCACGAUGAUGUUCGCCUCGUCCACCUUUCGUAAUCCUGGAUUUAUGGAGACGUGCUCGGCGGAUCUGGGGGAGGACGCGUUCGCCACGGGAGCGGCUUUUGCGUUCGACGGCGAACCGGUGCCAGAGGAAGACUUCUACGGCGCACUCGCCCAAGAACAAAAGCUCGUCACCGAGAAGUAUUUGGCCGAUAGAAACGGUAUUUCAUUCAGAAGCGCGGGAAAACAGGCGGCACCCGCAGCGGCGGCACAGGUACCGGGAGAUGAGGCGCGCCAGGCGACGAUCAACGCCGCCAUAGCGAAGGCUCGAGUCGAGGCGCGCAUUGCGCUUGAAAAAGCAGGGCGUGUGCCGCCGAGUUGA
Molecule: messenger RNA, 819 nt
Organism: Ostreococcus tauri
Lineage: Eukaryota; Viridiplantae; Chlorophyta; Mamiellophyceae; Mamiellales; Bathycoccaceae
Product: HCNGP-like
Exons: 1
Coding region: 1-819 (272 amino acids)
Biological process (GO): regulation of DNA-templated transcription
Source: RefSeq, a predicted model, not a curated record